UAGUUCCCGUAUUUCAUAAUACGAAAAUUGUUUUAAAAGAAUAAAUUGUUUUUUUAAUCUGUCAUCGUGAUGGCCAGCCGAACUCAAGGAAUCCAACUACUGUUGGCUGCCGAAAAGAGGGCUGCGGAAAAAGUAGCCGAAGCCAAGAAACGUAAAGCAAGACGUUUAAAGCAGGCCAAAGAAGAAGCUCAAGAUGAAAUUGAAAAAUACAGACAAGAAAGGGAAAAACAGUUCAAGGAAUUUGAAAUUAAACAUAUGGGUUCUCGCGAAGAUGUUGCUGCAAGAAUAGAUGCUGACACUAAAAUAAAGAUUGAAGAGAUGAAUAAGGCCGUAAUUGUUAACAAGCAGGCAGUCAUUGAUCAAAUUCUUGAACUGGUUUAUGACAUUAAACCAGAGCUGCACAAAAAUUUCAAAGCUACAGCUAACAAAGAAUGAUAUGUGUGUCAUAGUAUUUUUUUUCAAUUCCAUAUAAGAAAUAUAAAGGUGUACAAAUUAAAUUUUGGUUUUAGUUUUCGUUUCACUGAAACAUUCCAUAUGUUGUUCAAUUUUAUAGUGUAUUAUUAUCAUGAUUAUUUAUUUGUUUAGGAUUUCAAUAUUAAAAUUUUAAGAACAUAUUUUGUUUUGUUUACAGAAGUCUAAAAAAUAUAUAUAUAUAAUCAAUACUACUAUUAUUCCAUGUUAAAUAAAAAUAGUGUGUUAAUUUUUUUUCUAAAUACUUGGCCUCAUUGAGAGAACUCGCGUGUGAACCCAAGAGUUCUAAAUUACAUUAUAAGUAUACAAAUAGUGUACAUGAUAAAAUAAAUCCCCAAAUCACAUAUAAAAUACUUUAUACAAACCAAA
This is a messenger RNA of Acyrthosiphon pisum (pea aphid), 840 nucleotides long. RefSeq names its product vacuolar ATP synthase subunit G-like protein. Gene Ontology annotation, biological process: synaptic vesicle lumen acidification. The record is from RefSeq and is marked validated. Gene Ontology annotation, molecular function: proton-transporting ATPase activity, rotational mechanism; ATP hydrolysis activity. Gene Ontology annotation, cellular component: vacuolar proton-transporting V-type ATPase, V1 domain; vacuolar proton-transporting V-type ATPase complex. Lineage: Eukaryota; Metazoa; Arthropoda; Insecta; Hemiptera; Aphididae.